Molecule: messenger RNA, 8138 nt
Organism: Oncorhynchus nerka (sockeye salmon)
Lineage: Eukaryota; Metazoa; Chordata; Actinopteri; Salmoniformes; Salmonidae
Product: Y+L amino acid transporter 2-like
Exons: 11
Coding region: 351-1826 (491 amino acids)
Biological process (GO): amino acid transmembrane transport
Cellular component (GO): membrane
Molecular function (GO): L-amino acid transmembrane transporter activity; basic amino acid transmembrane transporter activity
Source: RefSeq, a predicted model, not a curated record
GACGAAGAGGCAGCCAGCAACGAUAAUCAAACAUCCAGCAUUGAGUAAGCUUGCACAUGGUGUUUCAGUCUCAUUGAAAGAAGUUCUCAAGAGGUCGAGUAAAGAACAGCGACUUGAAUCUCAGGCGAGUUGAGCUGGGCCUCUCCUCUACGUCAUUUUAUUUACACUUCAGAGAGCGGAGAAGAAGAGAUUAGAAUCAGUGAGCCUUGUUGUGUCCAGCUGAUUUUAAAGACAACAUGAUGACCAUCCGGUGAGAGCGAUAGACAUCGUGGCCUUGCUUGGUGACGUGCUGCUCCCUCUGUCCUUGUCCCUGUCUCCAGCCCUGCCUCCACCCAAACCGAACCAUCACCAUGGGGAUUAAGAAAGAUGCCGACACCUUGUCGACUGGCUCCAUGCGUUUGAAGCAGGAGAUCUCCCUGCUCCACGGGGUCUGUCUCAUCGUGGGCAACAUGAUCGGCUCGGGCAUCUUCGUGUCUCCCAAAGGGGUUCUCCUCUACACCGGCUCCUUCGGCCUGUCUCUCGUGGUGUGGGCCAUCGGCGGGGUCUUCUCCGUGUUCGGGGCUCUGUGCUACGCCGAGCUGGGAACCACCAUCCACAAGUCUGGGGCCAGUUACGCAUAUAUCCUGGAGUCCUUUGGAGGCUUUCUGGCUUUUAUUAGGCUGUGGACGUCCCUGAUGAUCGUGGAGCCAGCCUGCCAGGCUGUCAUAGCCCUCACCUUCUCUAACUACCUGGUGCAGCCCUUCUACCCCACCUGCACAGCCCCUUACGAUGCUGUGAGACUAAUAGCAGCAGCCAUCAUCGGUCUCCUGACAUGUGUGAACUGUAUGAAGGUGAAGUGGGGGGCCAUCCUCCAGGUGGUCUCUACAGUAGCUAAGGUCCUGGCUCUCAUCGUCAUCAUCAUCGCUGGGAUGGUCAAGCUGGGACAAGGCCAGACGCAGAACUUUGAGGAUUCGUUUAAGGGUUCUAAAGUGAACCCUGGGGACAUGGCUCUGGCUCUGUACGCUGCUCUCUACUCCUAUUCCGGCUGGGACACACUCAACUUUAUCACCGAGGAGAUUAAGAACCCGGAGAGGAACCUCCCGUUGGCCAUAGGGAUCUCAAUGCCCAUCGUCACGGUGAUCUACAUCCUGACUAACGUUGCCUACUACACCGUGAUGAAUGCUGAAACCGUGCUGGCCAGUGAGGCUGUGGCUGUGACGUUUGCUGAUGAGAUGCUGGGCUGGGCUCGGUGGCUGAUCCCCCUGUCAGUGGCCAUCUCCUGUUACGGAGGACUCAACUCCUCCAUCAUCGCUGCCUCCAGGCUGUUCUUCGUGGGCUCCAGGGAGGGUCAUUUACCCAAUGUCCUCUGCAUGAUCCACGUCAAACGCUACACUCCCAUCCCAGCACUGCUCUUCAACGGUGGCAUGUCUCUGAUCUACCUGUGUGUGAAGGACGUGUUCCAGCUCAUCAACUACUUCAGCUUUAACUACUGGCUGUUCAUUGGUCUGUCCAUCGCCAGCCAGAUCUACCUCCGGGUCAAAGCUCCGGACAUGCACCGGCCCGUCAAGCUCUCCCUCUUCUUCCCCAUAGUGUACUGUCUAUGUAGUGUGUUCCUGGUGGUAGUACCUCUCUACAGUGAUACCAUCAACUCUCUGGUGGGUAUCGGGGUGGCUCUUUCUGGAGCGCCAGUCUACUACAUCUGUAUCCACCUGCCCCCCUCCUCCAGACCUGCCUUCCUGGGCAGGAUGCUCGACACGAUCUCCCUGAACACCCAGAAGCUGUGUCUGUGCUGUGUGGUCUCACCUGACCUAGACCUGGACAACAUCCCUGAGGAGAAGCUGGAGUAAAAGGAGAGACUAAGCCAUAGGUGGAACAUACAGCCCACCAUCACAGCUACACUCCACCGCCCUCCUCCUCCACAAGGCUUAUCGAUGAAGCAGUUUAUUCUCUUUUUUUUUCUCUUUUUUUAAUUUAAUUUAAUUGAUGUGAAUUGAUUUCUUAUGGGACUGCACAGUGAGUGUGUUGUGUUCAGUGCUAUGGUUGGCCUGAGGGAAGCCACUUGCUAGUGCUGGUGACCUGCCACAUGCAAAACAGCACAAUGUAGUUCACUCCUACUGGUAACACCUAUGGACACGGUCAAUUAUGGAAGUUGAACCAUUUGAAAAAAGCAAGAAAUCCAAAUGCAGAUUUCAACAGGACCUCCUACUGACCAUUUAGGACCUCCUACUGACCAUUUAGGACCUCCUACUGACCAAAGAUUGGGUUUGAAGUUAGUGGAGAUUGAAGUGUUUGUUGCUUUGUCUAGAUAUUGAAUGAGUUGGAUAUUAAAGUCAUGAUUUUUUUAAAAAUUAAGUUGGGAGGGGUUAAUCAAAGAUACCUGUUCUAACCCAACAGUACUUUCCUUAGGCCAGGUGUGUGUAUGUGUGUGCUCGCAAAUUGCUUAUCAAUGACCUGUCUUUGACAGUUUUAGGUCCGUAUUCUCCUAUACAAGGGUCACUGAAGAUUAUUCCAUCCACUUAGUGAUGGUGUCAAGUGAUUUAUGUACUGUAUGGAAACUGGCAUGGGUUGAGCCAUUAUGGAGUUGAAGUAAUGUUUAUUGGUGAACCGACUGAAUUUAGAACAAAAUGGUUCCUAUUUGGUUCUUUAGUUGUCUCUACCAAGCUACGCUAUUCUCCCUGAUAACUCACUCCUUCCCAUGACAAGAGAUUACUGUUUGUUGCCUUUUCCGUUCUGCCGUUUGUUUUAAAGCGUUAUUUAUGACCAGUUUGUCCUUGACGGACUGACGACAGUCAUUUAGUUACUGUUGCCUUUAGGCCACUUUUGAUCUCACUUGGAUGCUAUCAUUCUAUAUCACAUCACCAGUUAUUCACAUUGUUACUGUUACCAUGGUUGUCCUAUUGAUGUCCAGAAAGUAACACGUAGGCCCAUGGAGUCUUUAGAUAUUUAGCCCAUGCCGUUAUUACGCUAAGGUAGCGCUCUAAGCAAUACAGCCCGAGCGGGUGUGGUAUAUGGCCAAUCUACCACUGCUUAGGACUGUUCAUAGGCACGAUGCAACGCGGCCAUAUACCACAAACCCCCGAGGGGCAUUAUUGUCAACUGGCUACCAACAUAAAAAUAAACUUUUUUUUUUGAUACCCGUGGUGGUCUGAUGUACCAUUUAGCAUUCAGAGCUGAAACCACCCAGUUCAUAACACCUUUGAUCCUAUUCCAAGGGUUGGCAACUUUUUUUUAGUCUUUUUUUUAGGACUUUACUUUUUGGUGAAGGGGAAAAAGUAAAAAUACUGAAUCUGGAAUUCAUCAAAUUUAGUUUUAAAUUCUUAUUUGAAAAUAAAAUCUCUUUGGGCUUAGUAAUGCUCAAUUUGCAAACAUCGGAGCAAUACCCUUAGUACACAAAUCUAGUUAGCUUUCUCAGUCAGCGUUGAAGUCACCUACAGUGACAUGUUAACGGCACUCGAUAUUCAAAUUAGUACAAUUUUACUGACACAUUUCAAACCAUAAGCCUUUCUGAAGAACCAAACUGACAGUUACUGAUGUAGAAAUGGGCAACUGUAUAAAGGAUAUGUCCAAUGUUUUUUUUUUAUACAAAACAUAAGCGUUUUUUACAAUUUUCGAUGGUUAUCCUAUUAAUUAAAUCUCAGCCAUAGACUUGUCAUGCAUGUCUCACUUUCAAUUGUUUUUUUGUCAUCUUGUUUUAGACCUAGAAAUCCUACAACAUACAGUUGAAGUUGGAAGUUUACAUACACCUUAGCCAAAUACAUUUAAACUCCAGUUUUUCACAAUUCCUGACAUUUAAUCCUAGUAAAAAUUCCCUGUCUUGGGUCAGUUAGGAUCACCACUUUAUUAAGAAUGUGAAAUGUCAGAAUAAUAGUUAUUUCUUUCAGCUUUUAUUUCUUUCAUCACAUUCCCAGUGGGUCAGGAGUUUACAUACACUCAAUUAGUAUUGGAUAGCAUUGUCUUUAAGUUGUUUAACUUGGGUCAAACGUUUCGGGUAGCCUUCCACAAGCUUCCCAGAAUGAAUUUUGGUCCAUUCCUCCAGACAGAGUUGGUGUAACUGAGUCAAGUUUGUAGGCCUCCUUGCUCGCACACGUUUUUUUAAGGUCAGGCUUUUGUGAUGGCCACUCCAAUUCCUUGACUUUGUUGUACAUAAGCCAUUUUGCCACAACUUUGGAAGUAUGCUUGGGGUCAUUGUCCAUUUGGAAGACUCAUUUGCAACCAAGCUUUAACUUCCUGACUGAUGUCUUGACAUGUUGCUUCAAUAUAUCCACAGAAUUUUCCUCCCUCAUGAUGCCACCUAUUUUGUGAAGUGCACCAGUCCUUCCUGCAGCAAAGCACCCCCACAACAUGAUGCUGCCACCCCUGCUUUACAGUUGGGAUGGUGGUCUUUGGCUUGCAAGCCUCCCACUUUUUCCUCCAAACAUACGGUCAUUAUGGCCAAACAGUUCUAAUCUUGUUUCAUCAGACUAGAGUACAUUAACCCUGAAAAGUAUGGUCUUUGUCCCCCAUGUGCAGUUGCAAACCGUAGUCUGGCUUUAUGGUGGUUUUGGAGCAGUGGCUUCUUCCUUGCUGAGCGGCCUUUCAGGUUAUGUCGAUAUAGGACUGGUUCUACUAUGGAUAUAGAUACUUUUUGUACCUGUUUCCUCCAGAAUCUUCACACAGUCCUUUGCUGUUGUUCUGGGAUUGAUUUGCACUUUUCGCAGCAAAGUACGUUCAUCUCUAGGAGACAGGACGCGUCUCCUUUCUGAGUGGUAUGACGGCUGCAUGGUCCCAUGGUGUUUAUACUUGCGUACUAUUGUUUGUACAGAUGAACGUGGUACCUUCAGGCGUUUGGAAAUUGCUCACAAGGAUGAACCAGACUUGUGGAGGUCUUUUUUUUAGGUCUUUGCUGAUUUCUUUUUGAUUUUCCCAUGAUGUCAAGCAAAGAGGCAUUGAGUUUGAAGGUAGGCCUUGAAAUACAUCCACGGGUACACCUCCAAUAGGCUAAUUGACAUCAUUUGAGUCAAUCAGAAGCUUCUAAAGCCAUGACAUAAUUUUCUGGAAUUUUCCAAGCUGUUUAAAGGCACAGUCAACAUAGUGUAUGUAAACUUCUGACCCACUGGAAUUGUGAUACAGUGAAAUAAUCUCUAAACAAUUGUUGGAAAAAUUAUUUGUCAUGCACAACUUGCCAAAACUAUAGAGUGGUUGAGUUUUCAUGACUCCAACCUAAGUGUAUGUAAAUGUCUAAUUUCAACUGUAUUUUUGGAAGGAUUCAAUGCCAGAUGUGCAUUCAUGUCAUUUUAAUUGAACAUUCUGUCAGCUGUGUUCUUUAAGAAGAACGCAACAUCUUCUUUACGGUCCAAUUCGUUAAGACAAUGGACCAAAUAUUACAGCUACAGGCCGGGACAUAUUGGACUAAUAUGCAUUAUAUAGUGUUACAUGAACUCCUAUCAGAGGUGGUUGAGGGACAGUGAAUGGCACGACCAAUUGGCCUCAGGAUCUCGUCAUGGUAUCUCUGUGCAAUUAAAUUGCCAUUGAUAAAAUGCAAUUGUGUUCGUUGCAUGUCGCUUAUGCCUGCCCAUACCUUAACCCCACCGUCACCAUGGGGCACUCUGUUCACAAUGUUGACAUCAGCAAACCUCUCACCCACGCGACACCAUACACGUGGUCUGCGGCGUUGAGGCCGGUUAGACGUACUGCAAAAUUCUCUAAAAUGGAGGCGGCCUAUGGUAGAAAUGAACGUUCAAUUCUCUGGCAACAGCUCUCAUGGACAUUCAUGCAGUCAGCAUGCUAAUUGCACACUCCCUCAACUUAAGACAGCUGUGGUAUUGUGUUGUAACGUAACUGCACAUUUGUGUCCUUUUUAUUAUCCCCAGCACAAGGUACACCUGUGUAACAAUCAUUCUGUUUAAUCAACUUCUUAAUAUGCCACACCUGUCGGGUGGAUGGAUAAUCUUGGCAACGGAGAAAUGCUAACUAACAAGGAUGUAAACCAAAUAUGUUCAACAUUUGAGAGAAGGUUUUGUGUGUAUGGAAAAGUUCUGUAAUAUUUUAUUUCAGUUUAUGAAACAUGGGACCAACACUUUACAUAUUGCAUUUUUAUAUUUUUCAGUGUACAGAUGUGGUCAAUGGCAUCUUGACAUUUUGCUUUAAUGUAACUUUUUCUCUUAUUCCAUCCAGAGCUGUUGACAGUUUAAGAGACUUGGGGAAUCAAAUGAAUUUGUCUUACAUGAACUGAUUUGUGCAAUGUAAACAAUUCCACGGAUGUAUGGCUGCCAUUUUAAUGUCUCUAGAGUCUUUCUGAUUUUUGGUUGUUGUCAGUGGGCAGAAGAAAACAAGUGGAAUGUUAGACCCAUCUGCCUUGCAUUAUAUGUUACUCUUGGUGAGGUCACAUAUAUCUUCCACUGCUGGUGGGUUUGGCAACUUUGUGCCUUUAAAAAAAAAAGUUUUUUAUAACUCCAUGUCUGCAUGACUAUUCAAAACUGGGGAAUUUAAAAAAAUUAUUAACUCACCAACUUGAUACAGUCCAUCCAUAGGACUGUAUUUCCUACCAUCAUUCCUGACUCACAGGGUUGUAUACAGAAAGACUUGGAAAGAAACAUGCUAACUUUAUAAUGAUCGAUCAUCACUUUAAAAGGACCAUCGCUUUACAGAACAACAUAGGCAUUUUUGCCUCAAUCUUUAGUUCUGGUGCACUGGGAUCUUUUAGUAGGAAUGUUAUAUUUGGGUGUCUGAUCUUUGAAUUUUAUUUAUUGUGUGGGGGGGAGACUAAUCAAUCAGUGAUGUACAGUUUCUCUGGUUCAUCUUUUUGGAGUACUAUAUAUAUAUAUAUAUAUAAUCACACUAAGCGUGGUGCAAAUUCAUUACCAUUAAGAACUUCCCAUGGCAGACUGAUCAGGUGAAAGGUAUGAUCCCUUAUUGAUGUCACUUGUUAAAUACACUUUAAUCAGUGUAGAUCAAGGGGAGGAGACAGGUUAAAGAGGGAUUUUUAAGCCUUGAGACAUGGAUUGUGUAUGUGUGCCAUUCAGAGGGUGAAUGGGCAAGACAAAACAUUUCAAGUUCCUUUUAGAACGGGCUCUGCUAGUAGGUGCCAGGCCUACUGGUUUGUGUCAACUGCAACGUUUCUGGGGUUUUCAAGCUCAACUGUUUCCAUUUACAUUACAUUACAUUUAAGUCAUUUAAAUGUAAUGUAAAUGGCAACCGUUGAGCUUGAAAACCCCAGAAACGUUGCAGUUGACACAAACCAGUAGGCCUGGCACCUACUAGCAGAGCCCGUUCUAAAAGGAACUUGAAAUGUUUUUUGUAUAUGGUUUCCCGUGUGUAUCAAGAAUGGUUCAGCACCCAGAGGACAUCCAGUCAACUUGACACAGCUGUGGGAAGCGUUGGAGUCAACAUUGUCCACCCUCCCUGUGGAAUGCUUUUGACAUCUUGUAGAGUGCAGGGGGUGCAGCCUUCUAUGUAGUUGUAAUGCACAAGAUGUAUUACGUGGAAGCUGCAGUAUGGUUGUUUUAGCCUUGGACCAGAUCUGUUUGUGGUGUCUUGCCAGCUCUUAUGAAACCAGGUUAUGGUGGUGUGUCCUUGAAGUUGUUCCUCUCAUACCAGUCCCUUAUACUCAUCACCUCAUCCUUCAGAUCAUUUCCUCUCAUACCAGUCCCUUAUACUCAUCACCUCAUCCUUCAGAUCAUUUCCUCUCAUACCAGUCCCUUAUACUCAUCACCUCAUCCUUCAGAUAAUUUCCUCUCAUACCAGUCCCUUAUACUCAUCACCUCAUCCUUCAGAUCAUUUCACUGAAGUGUUCUCAUUCCAUUCUUUCAUUGCAUUCCAAUUCCGUUUGCUCAAGUUGUCCAUGUUACAGUCUUGCCAUUCAAUCCUAUACAGCUGGUUGUGGUCAAUAUUUUGUGGCUUAUUGUAUCUAUCUACAGUAUAUGGUCCAUUGACGGUCAAGUUCUAGUCACUCCUAGUAAUGGUCCUGUUGAUGUGUACAUGUUGAGUCAUUAUUCCAGUUUGAGUCUUACUGUCAGUCUGCUUUGUUCCAUUUGUAUUAGUUAUAUUUUAUGAUGGAGAAAUGUACAGUGCACCAAAUGACAAACAAGCUGUAUAAUGCAAAGAGAUAUACUUUGGUAUUUUAAAUGAUUCAGAUAUGUGACGUGGAAUUAAAAUGUAAUAAAUACAAUUCUGAACUAUGA